This is a messenger RNA of Blepharisma stoltei, 417 nucleotides long. Lineage: Eukaryota; Ciliophora; Heterotrichea; Heterotrichida; Blepharismidae. The record is from the annotation of a GenBank genome assembly.
AUGGAAAAUAAAGAGAUAAUUAUUCGAUUUAUAGCAGUUGGGAUCCGAAGCUUCAUAUGCAUGCCACCUUAUUUCUUUCACAGCUCUGACUGUUAUAUACUAGUCUUUGACAUAGCAUCAAGAGAAAGCUUUGAUCAUCUUGAGGAAAUAAAAAAAAGACUUUUAGCUUACUUGAAUAUAGAGCCAAAUGAAGAUUUCCCAUUUGUGGUAAUAGGGAAUAAGACUAAUAUGGUAAGAGAAGUGCCAUAUGAGAUGGCAAAAGAAUGAUGCAGAAAAAGUGGAAAUAUUUCAGUAUUUGAGAGUUCAGCAAAUGAUUAUAUCAAUAUUGCUACAGCAUUUGAGAUGGCAGCAAAGAAAGGAGAAGAAUGGCACAUAAAAAAGUGAUUUGAGAAUUGCAUCAAAAAAUCCAAAAAUUAA